This is a messenger RNA of Vicugna pacos (alpaca), 1458 nucleotides long. RefSeq names its product DDB1 and CUL4 associated factor 7 (gene DCAF7). Gene Ontology annotation, molecular function: protein binding. NCBI's taxonomy places the organism in Eukaryota, Metazoa, Chordata, Mammalia, Artiodactyla, Camelidae. The record is from RefSeq and is a predicted model, not a curated record.
GUCCCCUCGCCCCGCCCCCGCCCCGCCUCCCUUUCCGGACCCCCUCGGUCCCCAAUCCCGGCUCCCCGCUCGAUUCUCUCCCCGCCCGAUUCUCUCCCCGCCCGCCGCAGCCCGCUGCCGUCCGGGCCUUCACUGCGGCCCCGCCGCCGCCACCAUGUCCCUGCACGGCAAGCGGAAGGAGAUCUACAAGUAUGAAGCGCCCUGGACCGUCUACGCCAUGAACUGGAGCGUGCGGCCCGACAAGCGCUUUCGCUUGGCGCUGGGCAGCUUCGUGGAGGAGUACAACAACAAGGUUCAGCUUGUUGGUUUAGAUGAAGAGAGUUCGGAGUUUAUUUGCCGAAACACCUUUGACCAUCCGUACCCCACCACAAAGCUCAUGUGGAUCCCUGACACAAAAGGCGUCUAUCCAGACCUGCUGGCGACAAGUGGCGACUAUCUCCGUGUGUGGAGGGUUGGCGAAACAGAGACCAGGCUGGAAUGUUUGCUAAACAAUAAUAAGAACUCGGAUUUCUGUGCGCCUCUGACCUCCUUUGACUGGAAUGAGGUGGAUCCUUAUCUUUUAGGUACCUCCAGCAUUGACACGACCUGUACCAUCUGGGGGCUGGAGACAGGGCAGGUAUUGGGGCGAGUGAAUCUCGUGUCUGGCCAUGUGAAGACCCAGCUGAUCGCCCAUGACAAAGAGGUCUAUGAUAUUGCGUUUAGCCGGGCUGGGGGUGGCAGGGACAUGUUUGCCUCUGUGGGUGCCGAUGGCUCGGUACGGAUGUUUGACCUCCGUCAUCUAGAACACAGCACCAUCAUUUACGAAGACCCGCAGCAUCACCCACUGCUUCGCCUCUGCUGGAACAAGCAGGACCCCAACUACCUGGCCACCAUGGCCAUGGAUGGAAUGGAGGUAGUGAUUCUGGACGUCCGAGUUCCCUGCACACCUGUCGCCAGGUUAAACAACCACCGAGCAUGUGUCAACGGCAUUGCUUGGGCCCCACAUUCAUCGUGUCAUAUCUGUACUGCAGCGGAUGAUCAUCAGGCUCUCAUCUGGGAUAUCCAGCAAAUGCCCCGGGCCAUCGAGGACCCUAUCCUGGCCUACACAGCCGAGGGAGAGAUCAACAACGUGCAGUGGGCGUCUACCCAGCCUGACUGGAUUGCCAUCUGCUACAACAACUGCUUGGAGAUACUCAGAGUGUAGAGUUGGUGGCGCCAUGCCCAUGGGGCAGGGGCUUGUGUGUUUCCGCCUCUGUCCCACCCCCAAAGUAAGAAGAAACGUGUUUCCGGUGGCCAGUAUGUCUUUCAUUGCUUUGCACCCACCGUUACCAGAAGCUGCUCCUGGAGUUCCUGGCCAGUCACCCCACUGCCCUCUGUGCCGGGCUCAGUGCUGUGUGGCGCCUUCUCAGCCCAGGGCUGAGUUUUAAGAUGUUCUCUCCUUUCUUCUUCUCCUUUGGUUCCUCAAUUAAAAAUCUCUGU